This is a messenger RNA of Paramecium pentaurelia, 453 nucleotides long. NCBI's taxonomy places the organism in Eukaryota, Ciliophora, Oligohymenophorea, Peniculida, Parameciidae. The record is from the annotation of a GenBank genome assembly.
AUGUUGUCAAUGGCAAUUAUCCCUAAUAAAAUAGACCAGAUUUUAAAGCCAAAGUUAUUAAAGGAAUUAGAUGAAAAAUAUGUAUUAAACUUAUGUGAUUCAAUAGUCAGACUAAAAGAAUCAAUAAAGAUUAUAAUCUAAUUCCACUGAUGGAUCUUUUGUUUUUAUGAAGUAAUCUUACCUAUUACAUACUAUAGGAAGAAUAAUUUGCUCAUAUCACACCAAAGUAAAGAUAAGUAUUUGCAAAAGAAGUAAUUUUUUUAAAUUACAUUUCAAUUAAAGCAGAAAAAGCUGUCAGAUUCACAAUUUAAUGUAUUAUGUUUAAGCUAUAAUAUUUCAUUUUUAUUAUAAAUAUUAACAAAUUGUUUUCCAAAUCUAAACCUGAACAACUAAAAGACAAUUAGAAAGUGGAAUAGCCUCAAAUUUAAAAUAACUAUAGGAUAGCGAGGCUGA